CCAACACUUCAUGCUUCAAGAUCUUUAGAUAUUGGCCUACACCAAUAUGUUAAAACUACAGUGGAGUGUGCAGUUUAUAAUUUCCUGACAUUGGCUUAUCUGCAUGGGCCCACUACCCUUUACCUUACCAAACACAUGCUUCAGAUCAAUGUUCCUACAGGGCUAGGUUACAUAAAAGCACAUAGGAAGUGUAAUAUUUGGCCAAAGUUCAACCUUUAAAACCUAUGUCGGCCUUUACUUUGAAACUUCCCUUCAGGACAUUGCCAAGGACCAAGACAAUGCUCGGCUUGUGCCGCCUCCAGAACUUAGUCUUUGUUGCUUUCCUGUGGAGUCUUCCACCACUUUCCCUGGCUGGUAACAUCCUGGUGUAUCCUGUAGAUGGAAGCCACUGGCUUAACAUGGACAUACUGCUCAGAGAACUUCACAAUAAAGGUCAUAAACUAACAGUGAUGCGUUCCUCCAAUAGCUGGUACAUUAAGGAGAACGCAACACACUACACGUCCAUCACCGUUCCUGUUUCACACAUCAGCAGCCUGGAGGAUCCAGAGUACAUGACAUCUUUUCUGAGGAGAAACAUCGAAAUUCAAAGAAACCAAGGGUCCAUUUGGUCAUUUAUACAUCUGCAGAAACAAUUGCUUAUUAUUUUAGAAGAGUGUUACAGAUCCUCUGCUGAGAUGGUGAGGACCAUCCUGGAAAAUAAAAAGCUGGUGAAAAAGCUGAAAACAUCCAAGUAUGAUUUAAUGCUGACUGACCCAGGCAUUACAGGAGGAGUAGUUUUGGGUGCAUACCUGGGCCUACCUAUGGUCUUAAAUGUCCGGUGGAAUAUAAAUGCGGAGGGCCACUUCGCCAUCGCACCCUCGCCUCUUUCCUACGUCCCGAUUAUCGGAUCUGGUGUAACAGACAAAAUGACCUUUGUGAACAAAAUGAAAAAUGUCCUACAUUAUGGAAUUGGCCAGUAUAUAGAUCACGUCAUCACAAGGCCUCUCUUUCAAGGAGUUAUCAGUAAAUACAUAGACCCGGGAUCCAACGUGUACUCUCUAACCCAAGGAGCCGAUCUGUGGCUCAUAAGAGGCGAAUUUGUAUUCGAGUUCCCUCGUCCUACAAUGCCCAAUGUGGUCUACAUCGGAGGCUUCCAGUGUAAACCCUCCAAGCCUCUCCCUGCUGAAUUAGAGAUAUUUGUUGAAAAUUCUGGAGAACAUGGGGUGGUGAUCAUGUCUUUGGGUACUUUGCUUGGAAGUCUGGUACCAGACAUAUCAGAAGUUGUUGCGUCUGCCUUCGCUCGCUUGCCACAAAAGGUGAUCUGGAGGCAUGUAGGAGAAAAGCCAUCUACUUUAGGAAACAAUACGCUGGUAGUGGACUGGUUGCCUCAGAAUGACCUCCUAGGUCAUCCUAAAACGAAAGCUUUCGUAACACACGGAGGAACGAAUGGGAUUUACGAGGCCAUCUAUCACGGCGUACCGAUGCUUGGACUUCCACUCCUCUUUGACCAGUUUGACAACAUGGUUCGCCUCCAGGCCAAAGGAGUGGCUCAAGUACUCGAUGUCACAGCGUUGGAUGUAGAUACACUUACACAAGCCCUAAAAGACAUUCUAGAUGAAAAUCAACCAUACCAGAAAAAUAUGCGCAGAAUGUCACGUUUAUAUCAUGACACGCCCUUAAAGCCGAUGGACAGCGCAAUCUUCUGGCUGGAGUUUGUCAUGAGGCAUAAAGGGGCAGCGCACUUGCGUACCGAAUCUUACAAGUUACCCUGGUAUUCCUACCAUAACUUAGAUGUAUUGAUGCUUCUCGCAAGUUUGUUCGUGGCAGUCUGUCUGUUUUUGAUCUUGAUAAGCAGGGCUGUGCUGAAGGUUUUGGUCAAAAAAAUAAAAGCCAAAAAAGAGUGAUAUAUUUGGCAACACUAUACAUUUGCAUCACUUUUAAAUGGAUAGUUCAGCUCCCAUAACCAUUGACUUCCAUAGUAGAAAAACAAUUAUUAUGGAAGUAUUGUGUUAAAUGAUGAAGAUGAUAUUUUGAUAAAUGAUGGUAAGCACACAGUUGAUGGUACCCAUUGAAUUCCAUCGUAUUUGCUUUUCCUACUAUGGAAGUCAGCAAUCAGCUGUGUGCUUACCAUCAUUAUUAAAAUAUCUUCUUUUGUGUUCAUCAGAAAAAAGAAAUUCAUACAGAUUUAGAAGUUGAAUUUGUAAGUUCAGUUUUGGUACCAUGGUUAUAAGUAAGCCAAUAAAACGUCUUAAUCAUUGUGGGAAAACCUUAAAGAACAAUUAUUAAGCCGCAAAUUCAAAUGAUAGUCAACAUUUACUAACAUGACUGAGUUUCCCAUAAACAAAACCAGAUCUCGACAUGCAAGAUCAAAACACAACCUGAAAUCAAACAUUUUAAUACAGAAAUUCCCACACUCCAUGCUUCCAUCUUCAUAUAUUGACCUACACCAUUCACAAAAAACAUAUUUUUAAAUAUAUAUAUAUUAAAAUAUACAAAAAAAUGGCCAAAAUAUAUUUUCGGCUAUUUUUUGUAUAUGUUU
Misgurnus anguillicaudatus (oriental weatherfish) is the source of this 2518-nucleotide messenger RNA. Its product is annotated as UDP-glucuronosyltransferase 2A1-like. Lineage: Eukaryota; Metazoa; Chordata; Actinopteri; Cypriniformes; Cobitidae. The record is from RefSeq and is a predicted model, not a curated record. Gene Ontology annotation, molecular function: UDP-glycosyltransferase activity.